AUGAAGUCCAAGAGUAUCAUGGCCGCUUCAGCAGUGAUGGAGCUUGUACUUGCCCAAACCUCUGCGGAUCCUCUUUGCUCAACCAUCAUCAAUCUUCAGCCCGUUGAAUAUCAGUUCCAGCAGCCUAUCCUCAUCGACUCCUACUUCCCUGCCAACACUGACAUUGUCCUUGAUGAUGGCCAUGUUGUGCAUGUCACCAAUGCUCCCACGUCUUUGAGCACUGUCCUGACUGAUGUCUCGACUAGCUUGACUACUCUGACCAGUGCCACCAAUGGUAACGGCAACGGCAACGGUUCUCCUCCCGAUGGAGGCUACCUCACCUUCACUGUUCCUGCGAACCCUGAUGACAUUGGCAACCAACCUGUCACCAAGACCUACCCCCCGACUGAGCCAGGCCAGCCGGGUGUUGUAAUUAUCCAGGUCCCAACAUCUCCUCCUGGAGUUAAUGGGUCCCCAUCUUCUAUCCCGUAUGUCACGGUCACUACCACCGGAGACUUUCCUUCUCUCACCGGCCCUGUCACUACUACUAUCACCCCUGAUAAGCCAGGAGCAACCGGCAGUGUCAUCAUCGAGGUCCCCAACACUAAGGCUGAUCCCUCUUCAGCAUCUUAUGUCACUGUCACUACUACAGGUGGCCUUUCUCCCACUGAUGACCCUCUCACAAGCACUGUUCCUCCCAGCGGCGCUUCCGAUCCCGGCACUGUCAUCGUUAUAGUGCCAAGCUCCACGGCUGCACCCUCAUCCUCUGUACCUUUUAUUACCGUUACCACCACUGGUAGUAGCCUCAAUCCAACAGAUGGCCCGGUCACUUCGACUAUUUCUCCAUCAGGAUCAACUGGUACGGGCACUGUCAUUGUGGAGGUCCCCCCUUCCAGUUCUCCUGCUGGCCCCGGCUCAUCUUCCACUCCCGCCUCUUUUGUCACUCGCACUGUAACUGGAGAGGAUGGCAAUGGUGAGCCCUCCACCACUACCAUCUCUCCCACCGCAAGCUCUGGCGCAGCGACAGUAAUUGUCCAAGUCCCGCCUGUGACCAAUAACCCUUCAUCUUCAUCACCUGGAGACAGUAGCUCUGGAGGCCCUGGCUCCACUGGACCUAGCAGCCCUGCUACUCAGGGGCCCAGCGAUAGCGCCGCUCCGUCUAGUAGCACUGGCGGUACUGGACCAUCAUCUUCUGCUCCUGAAACAUCUAGCCCCAGCCAGGCGACUACCGAUGAUACUGCUUUAAGCACGCCGGCAAGUAGUUCAGCUGCGCCCUCCAGUUCUGAUGCAGACACGAGUAGCCCUGCCACCUCUGCUGCUUCUUCAAGUAGCGAUGCAGAGACCAGUUCUCCUGCCAACCCCACCACCUCCAGCCCUGCUUCGUCAGCGGCUACCUCAGCGUCCGGUUCCUCCACAGAGUCUACUUCCAGCUCCUCCACCAGCGCCGCGGCCGCCAACUUUGAUCCUUGCCCCGACAGUCUCUAUGGAAACCCCGAGUGUUGUUCCCUCGAUGUUCUUGGGGUUGCAGACGCUGAAUGCGACUCACCCACUGAAACCCCUACCGAUGCCGCCGACUUCCAAGCCAUCUGCGCUGCUAGUGGUAAACGAGCACGAUGCUGUGUCCUUCCAGUGCUUGGCCAAGCUCUUGUUUGUAUGACUCCCGUUGGCGUAUCGAACUAA
This is a messenger RNA of Fusarium fujikuroi IMI 58289, 1659 nucleotides long. RefSeq lists its product as uncharacterized. The record is from RefSeq and is a predicted model, not a curated record. Lineage: Eukaryota; Fungi; Ascomycota; Sordariomycetes; Hypocreales; Nectriaceae. Gene Ontology annotation, cellular component: extracellular region. The coding region runs from base 1 to 1659 and encodes 552 amino acids. The transcript is spliced from 4 exons.